Molecule: messenger RNA, 516 nt
Organism: Aspergillus uvarum CBS 121591
Lineage: Eukaryota; Fungi; Ascomycota; Eurotiomycetes; Eurotiales; Aspergillaceae
Exons: 1
Source: RefSeq, a predicted model, not a curated record
CUGGACACAUGGUAUCCGCAGUAUCUACGCUGCACGCAGUACUUCCUCGAGCAAGGCCAAUUCUCGCCCGCAGUGCUAUCGCUAGCUGCGUUUCUGAACAUCCGUCUACCGUGCCAGCGGAUUGAGCACCAACAAACCUCCUCCUCGGACGCAGGAGGGACAACAGCGACAGCAGCAGCAGCAGCAGCAGCAGCUCACGUGCAGCUGCGGCGGUACAUUCGACGACUCGUGGUGACGGGGCACGACAGCCCCGAGGUGCUGCAGGCCUUCUUCGGCGCGGCGUGGGCGGGCGGGGUGGGGUGUGUGGUGCAGCAGGAGCGGCAGACGUACCUGUUUACGGCGAAGAGCAGCGGGUGGGCGGCGACCAAAGCGGCGUACGACCUGCCGCCGGACGAGCAGACGCCCUUCCUGCGUCCGCUGCGGGCGCCGGCGGAGGAGGAGCUGCGGCUGGCGGAAUCGCGGUGGAGUGACUGGUUGGCGAUGGAGGACUGGAUGGUGGGGCCUCGGAGUCCGUGG